GCUUCAUCGGCCAAGAAUUUUCUCUUUUGGAUUAACUAUUACAAUGUUACGUCUGCAAGAAUAGAGAAAAGUAUGCGAUCAUUGAUAGAAGAAUAAGGAAAUUUUUGCACCUUUAAUCAGGAACAAAUUCACCGUCAAAUAAAAGAAAACACAUGGUAUUUCAUGGGUUUCAGGCACAAAGCAAACAUGAGGCCAAUGCUUCAAGUUUUUAUGCUUGUAACUUGUUGUUUGUGUUUAGAAUUAACCUGUGCCAUUGACACCUUAAGGGUCAGUCAGUCGAUUCGGGAUUCAGAAGUUUUGGUUUCUAAUGGGCAAAACUUCAAGCUGGGUUUUUUCAGCCCAGUAAAUAGUAAUCAGCGUUAUGUUGGAAUAAUGUAUAAUAUCCCAGUUCCGACCGUUAUAUGGGUAGCUAAUAGAGACAAACCUCUGAAUGAUUCUACUGGAAAAGUGGAGAUGUCAGAAGACGGCAAUCUUGUUAUCUUGGAUGGACAAGAGGAGGUGUUAUGGUCAUCUAAUCUUUCAUGGUCAGUGGCAAAUUGUAGUGCUCAUCUCUUGGAUACAGGCAAUUUGGUGUUACAAGAUAAUUUGAGUGGUAUGAUUCUUUGGGAAAGUUUUCAGCAUGCUUCAGAUUCUUUAAUUCAGAGGAUGAAAAUUAUGACAGAUUUAAGAACAAAUGAGAAGAAUAUACUGACAUCAUGGAGAAGUCCUUCUGAUCCAGCACUUGGAAGUUUUACAGCUUCCAUUGAGCUACUAGAGCUUCCACAAUUAGUUGUCUGGAACGGUAGUGAUCCUUACUGGCGCAGUGGUCCACAUAAUGGUCAAAUUUUCAUUGGAAUUUCUCACAUGGAUGCUUACUUAUAUCAAAAUGGAGUUGAUAUGGUGAAUGAUAAUCCAGGAACUGCUUAUCUGACGUUCACCUAUUUCAAUGCUUCUGUGUUGACAUAUUUUGUCUUGAACGUCUCAGGAAUUAUACAACAGAAGUUGUGGUCUGAUGGGAAAAGAGAUUGGGAGGUAACAUGGUGGUCUAUAGAAAGUGAGUGUGAUGUCUAUAGUAAGUGUGGGCCGUACGGAAGCUGUAACGCUAAGGCCGUUCCAAUGUGCACAUGUUUGCCAGGGUUUGAGCCAAAGAACGUUGAUGAAUGGAAUGCAGCCAACUGGAUUAGUGGCUGCACGAGAAAGACUUCCCUUCAGUGUGAAACAAACAAUUCUAUUGGAAAAAUGGGAAAACAAGAUGGGUUUCUAAGGCUAAAGACAGUGAAAUUGCCUGAUCAUGCUAAAUGGUUUCCUGCUCUUGAAGCACAUUGUGGGAGCCAGUGCUUGAAUAAUUGUUCAUGUAUAGCCUAUGCAUAUUAUAGUGGCAUUGGGUGCAUGCAGUGGACUGACAGUUUGAUUGAUGUACAGAAGUUCUCAGGUGGCGGUGGGGACCUUUACAUCCGAUUGGCACAUGUGGAACUAGAUAACAAAAAGGACCAGACAACAAUCAUAGCAACUACAAUUGUUUUGGGGUUUAUAAUGAUUACCAUCUGCACAUACUUUCUGUUGAAUUGGUACAGAGGAAGUAAGCAAAAAUGUUGGCGCUUAUUAACCAGAAGUAGGGGAACUGAUCCAGGGUAUUCAAAAGAAAGUCUGCCCAAAGAUUAUGUGAAUGGCGUUAAACUUGAAGAAGUACCGUUCUUUAAAUUUGAGAUGCUUUCCAAGGCAACAGGCAACUUUGACUCUGCCUUUAAGCUUGGACAGGGUGGUUUUGGUCCAGUGUACAAAGGAAAAUUACCCAGUGGGCAAGAAAUUGCAGUAAAAAGGCUUGCAGGAUCCUCCAACCAAGGGCUACAAGAGUUCAAGAAUGAGGUUGAGCUAAUCUCUAAGCUCCAGCACCGCAAUCUCGUUAGGCUCCUUGGUUGCUGCGUGGAGAGUGAAGAAAUAAUGCUAGUUUAUGAAUACAUGCCCAACAGAAGUUUGGAUGCUUAUCUCUUUGAUAAACAGAAGCUUCUUGACUGGAAAACACGCGUCGUCAUCAUUGAGGGGAUCUGUCGAGGCCUUGUUUACCUUCACAGGGACUCAAGGUUAAGAAUUAUCCACAGAGAUCUAAAGGCCAGUAACAUUUUGUUGGACGAGGAGCUCAACCCCAAAAUUUCAGACUUUGGCCUGGCUAGGAUUUUUGGAGGAAAACAAGAUCAAGCUAACACAACAAGGGUUGUUGGGACAUUUGGCUAUAUGGCCCCUGAAUAUGCACUAGAAGGAAGAUUCUCAGAAAAAUCAGAUGUCUACAGCUUUGGCGUCCUGUUACUAGAAAUUGUGAGUGGAAGGAGAAAUACCAGCUUCUAUAAUGACGAGCAAGCACAAAGCUUAGUAGCAUAUGCAUGGAAGUUGUGGAACGAAGAGAGUAUGAUAAAUCUAAUGGACCCGUUAAUAUUUGAUCCGCAGAUGGAACCCAAGAUACUGAGAUAUGCCAAUGUAGGUCUAUUAUGUGUUCAAGAAGUAGCACAGGAUAGGCCAAGUAUUUCUACUAUUCUCUCGAUGCUUAGCAGUGAGAUUGUCGAUCUUCCUCAUCCUGAGCAACCAGCAUUUAUUGUGCACCAGAGAUCUUCAGAAGCAAGUCCAAGUAAAUUCUCUGCGAAUGAUAUCACUGUGACAAUUGUUGAAGGCCGGUAGGACUUGGACUCCUGAGGCACAUGUGUGAACAUCAAGCAAAAUGCUGAGAUCCUAAGCUACCUGGAGUAGUUCUUCAAUUCAAAAGAAUGUUUGCAUGUCCUGCAAAUAGAAAUGUGUUGAUAAUCCUCGAGGUUCUCCCGACUCUCAGGCAUCGAUCCAUUCGGUUUUUGAUGCUUUAAAAUCUGGUGGUUUGUGAACCAAAUAUAUAUACCUUCAUUAUUAGCUAAUAGAUGGUGAUAAUCGAUAAAAGAAGAGGAAGAUGUAGGGUCGACACUGUACUCCUGAUUCCAAUUUGAUGAGCUGAAACUAUAUACUUUAAUAUGCUGUUGAAAACAGACGCGGCUGGGAUCAGUGUAAUAUAUGGGCGAAAUGUCCUAUUUUGACAAACAUGCUGUUUUUAUGUCUGAAAGCAGCAAUAUAAAUUCUUGGUAGCAAUUCAUAUAAAGCCAUGUGCUUUUCGUGUUAAGUUUGGCGUUUUCUUUGUUUAAGGCAGUCAAAAUAUCAGGCGGUCAAAAGUUUCAGACUGAUGAGAGUUUUUUGUAAUAAUUUAUGUCUUUGCUUUCAAUUGUUUCCAUUUA
Messenger RNA from Sesamum indicum (sesame), 3227 nucleotides. RefSeq names its product G-type lectin S-receptor-like serine/threonine-protein kinase At1g11300. The record is from RefSeq and is a predicted model, not a curated record. Gene Ontology annotation, molecular function: protein serine/threonine kinase activity; ATP binding. Gene Ontology annotation, cellular component: plasma membrane. Gene Ontology annotation, biological process: recognition of pollen; protein phosphorylation. Lineage: Eukaryota; Viridiplantae; Streptophyta; Magnoliopsida; Lamiales; Pedaliaceae.